AUGGUUGCCGCCAAAAUCCUCGCCGUAGGGCUGGUUUCCGGUGCCCUCGGCGGCAGCAUCAUUGCCGAAAAAGCGCAUCUUCAGCUUCAGCGGCUAGCUGAGAUCGCGCGUGGUGUGGCUAUUUCUCAUGUCGCACAUGGACCCCUGCAACACGAGGGAUGUACUCAGCAAGCCCUCAGUGUCCGUCGUGAUUGGAGGGCCUUUACUCGCAGGGAGAAGAAGGCUUAUAUCAACUCCGUGCUUUGCUUGCAAAAGUUGCCCUCUCAAACACCACACCACCUUGCGCCUGGGACCAGGUCGCGAUAUGAUGAUUUCGUGGCUACUCAUAUCAAUCAGACCUUAGAAAUCCACUACACAGGGACAUUUUUGGCAUGGCACCGAUAUUUUAUCUGGACAUUCGAGCAAGCACUGCGCAACGAGUGCGGUUAUACUGGCGACUACCCCUAUUGGGACUGGGGAGCCGAUGUUGAUGCCAUGGAGAAAUCUCCCGUUUUUGAUGGAAGCGACACCUCACUAUCCGGCAAUGGCGCCUAUAUCCCAAAACAACCUGAGGUCAGACUUAGUCUGGAAGGUCAUCCCGAUAUAUUUCUACCUGCAGGUACCGGAGGCGGCUGCGUAACCAGUGGCCCAUUCAAAAAUUAUACGAUUAGCAUGGGUCCCGCUGAUCUGGUCGUACCUGGUCGCAACGUGAGCACCAGGAAGCAUCCGCUCACAUAUAACCCGCGCUGUCUCCGACGUGACUUGACCAGCGCCAUUUUGCGGAAAUUCAACACCUACCCCGACAUUGUGAAUUUGAUUGUGCAGAGUAAAGAUGUGUGGGAUUUUGAGAUGCUCAUGCAAGGAUUCCCGGAUUCGGGACUCAUCGGGGUACACGGUGGGGGCCAUUUCUCGAUGGGCGGCGAUCCAGGGCGCGAUGUCUAUGUGAGUCCGGGCGAUCCGGCUUUCUGGCACCACCACAACAUGAUUGACCGUGUGUGGUGGAUCUGGCAGAAUCUGGAUUUAAAGAACCGACAAUAUGAUAUUUCGGGUACUGGUACUUUUCUCAAUGUUCCACCAACCCCGAAUACCACGCUCGAGACCGUCAUCAAUGUCGGCUACGCUGGGGGCGAUCCUAUUGCGAUGAAGAAUAUCAUGAGCACAACUGCUGGCCCAUUCUGCUACAUCUAUCUAUGA
Molecule: messenger RNA, 1173 nt
Organism: Penicillium argentinense
Lineage: Eukaryota; Fungi; Ascomycota; Eurotiomycetes; Eurotiales; Aspergillaceae
Product: tyrosinase family protein
Exons: 4
Coding region: 1-1173 (390 amino acids)
Molecular function (GO): oxidoreductase activity
Source: RefSeq, a predicted model, not a curated record